This is a messenger RNA of Cheilinus undulatus (humphead wrasse), 8295 nucleotides long. RefSeq names its product carbohydrate (chondroitin 4) sulfotransferase 11 (gene chst11). The transcript is spliced from 4 exons. Gene Ontology annotation, biological process: carbohydrate biosynthetic process; proteoglycan biosynthetic process. The record is from RefSeq and is a predicted model, not a curated record. Gene Ontology annotation, molecular function: sulfotransferase activity. Lineage: Eukaryota; Metazoa; Chordata; Actinopteri; Labriformes; Labridae. Gene Ontology annotation, cellular component: membrane. Bases 67 to 1125 code for a protein of 352 amino acids.
CGCACGGAUCCGCCAACGAACCAACAAACCGGCCCUUCAUUCUGCAGCCUGUGCGUCCUCCACGACAUGAAACAGACUCUGAGCGAACUCAUGAGGAUGAGCAGGAUAUGCCGCAUGGUUUUUGCCACCUGUUUGGGAUCCUUUAUUCUGGUCAUCUUUUAUUUCCAAAGUAUGUUCCAACCAGUCAUGCGGAGGAACCCCUUCAUGGUGGACGGCUGCUGUAGGAAAGGAUCCCGCAACGCCCUGCAGGAGCUCUACAACCCCACACAGCCGGAGUUGUCCGGAGCAGCCGUCCUCCACCAGGCCAGGAGGGAUCAAGUUGUGGACGCCUGCCGGGUUUACAGCGCAUCCAGCCGUAAGCGCAGAGUCCUGACACCUGGAGACCUCAAGCACCUCGUGGUGGAUGAAGACCAUGAACUCAUCUACUGCUAUGUCCCCAAGGUGGCGUGUACCAACUGGAAACGAGUCAUGAUGGUGUUAACAGGACGGGGGAAAUACAGUGACCCAAUGGAAAUCCCGUCAAAUGAAGCCCAUGUUCCCUCCAACCUGAAGACGCUGAACCAGUACAGCAUCGCAGAGAUCAACCACCGCCUCAAGAACUACCUCAAGUUCCUCUUUGUCCGUGAGCCCUUUGAGAGGCUGGUCUCUGCAUACCGUAACAAGUUCACCCUCAAGUAUAACUCAUCCUUCCACAAACGCUUCGGCACCAGAAUCAUCCGGCGCUACCGCAAGAAUGCCACGCAGGACGCCCUGCUCAACGGUGCUGACGUCAAAUUCAAAGAAUUCACUGAGUAUCUGGUCGACCCGGCCACGCAGCGAGACGGCCCACUCAACGAGCAUUGGCAGACUGUGUACCAGCUUUGUCACCCAUGUCACAUCCACUACGACCUCGUGGGAAAGUACGAGACGCUGGAAGAGGAUGCAAACUACGUGUUGCGGCUUGUGGGUGUUGGCGACUCCUUGCGCUUCCCCAGUUACGCCAAAUCCACUCGCACCACAGACGCCAUGACGGCCCAGUUCUUCAGCAAUAUCAGCAGUCAGCAGCAGAUCCAGCUCUACCAGCUUUACAAGUUGGACUUCCUCAUGUUCAACUACUCCACGCCCAGCUACCUGAGGCUGGACUAAAGGAGGAUGGAGCUGAGGCUCUGGCGAUGGCUGCCUUGAUUAAGAAGGCAAGAAAACGAGUGAAGGGCGGAUUAUUUUUGAUUAUUUAAAAACUGUUCUUGGAGGCAUGGGGUCUGAAUUAGACUCGAAUAGGUGCUAGAAAGGUAAUGUGAUUGUCUGGGCUUAACGAGGAGAAUGUCAAAUGGGUGAUACGGGGGCACUGUUUGGAUUAGAAUGCGGGCAUGCAAGGACUUAUGGGUGAAGCAGGUCUUCAAGGUGUUUAAAACUCAGAGGACUGACUUGAAGAGGGAUUUUCCUAACGACGCCCCCUACAUGUUUAAACAAAACUGCUGACAAAUUAGGCUGCUUCUGAUUCUACAAAGCAAAAAGCGGCCUCGCACGCGCCCUGACCCCAACGCAUCGUGGGAGCUAAGCUUAUCUCCCCACCCCAUGAUCAAUAGAGAAACUCCGUCAAAUUGUAAAACAUGAGUCAUGUCCUCUGCAGCGCCAACGGCACUGCAUGUUAACGCCCAUCACCCUUGCCCUCAUUAGAUUCAUGUAUUUCAGAGGGAAGCUGGCUCAUCACCGCCUCAAGGACGCCCUGUAAUGAAUGGCUACUGACUUCACUCUAAAGACCUCUACCAAUGUAGCAGUGGCAACAUGGCACACAGCUGACAGUUUUCAAGUUGUCACUGGUCUCUAUCUUCAUGGAUUUUGAAAACAGGACCCCUGGUGUUACAACCUGCGGACCCUGGGACUUCUGCAGUCUGGAAUAAAUCUUUGCCUGAGCAUCCUAGGAAGGUAGAGGAUGCUAGGGACAAGUCUGCACAGAGAGAGAAGAGACAAAGAACUUGUAUUGGUUGUGAAAGGGUUAAAGGCACUGGAUCUCAUAACCCCGCCCUGCUGCGUCCCAAAAUGCUGGACGCUCCCAGGGCCACACCAGAAACUAAGACCCUUCUCUGACAACCAAACAUGUCUUUCAGUAAAUUAAGAAUAUCCUUUUUUGUCUUUAUGCUUAUUUUUAUUGUCUUAUGAAGCAUUGCUGCGAGCAGCAAUAACUAAAGAUUAUUUAAUUUGCAUUGUUGAUUAAAGAGAGAAAGAUUUACGUUCUUGUUUCUGGGCUGAUGAACAUUUUAGGAAGUUUUUUAAAGCUGAAGUGUUGUGAAAGGUCAUACCCUGCCUCCGGUACAUUAUUUUCAUUGUAAAGGGUGUGAGUAUGGUACGUUUCACAUGUCCUUCUGUGUCCGAGUUAUUUUCAAACAUGUGGUGCCAAAACGUCUGUGAGAGCGUCAGAGAUCCACAGUGGGUCUUUAGAGAGCCUGAGAACUAGCUCUCAGUGAGCAUAUCACCAAUCUGCAGCCCACAUCACAGAAUCAGAUACUGUAUCUCGCACUGUAAUGUGAUUAAUGCGAGCGAUGCUAAGCAAUGUCAAGGUUAAUAGCUGCACUCUCCAUCACGCUGUCAAUUGGAUUACAGGCUGUUGUGUAAGCAUUACAGAGGAGGGAGAGACAGAGAGAGUCUGUGUGCUUUUUAAUGGCUCUUUUAUAGUCCAGUUCUUCAAAGUGGGGGAGAUUUUUUUGGGGAAUGCAGUAACUUUUGUUGCACUUGACUUACCUAGGGGGCUUUCACAUCUAUAGUAUAGUUCUAUACCCACACAGAGCUGUACUGGCAUCGUUUUGUCACAGGUUCCACUGCAUAGGUAAACUUUGAUGUGCAUACUUUUCCCUGAGGCGCUAGUCGGUCUGUUAACUUACCAACAAAAUGAGUCAUGGGUCAAUCUGGAGCAGUAGGGAGGUGACAUUUGAGCAGGUGAAGAUAUUUGGCAUGAUUCCUGAAAGAUCCAGCAGCAGUGCCCCUCCUAGAUCUGUUUUUUUUGUGUGUGUAAAUGAAUGUAAGGGAUGUUUCAAAAUGUUCACUGGCUAUUUAAGCAUAGGCAAUCACAAUCAUCACCUGAAAGUGCUUUUAGAGUUUUUUCCACAUGGCAAGGCCAGAAUGCAAUUCUUACAUUUGACCUUCCAUACAUUCAAAAGAAAGCGCUCAUACCAUUUUCAAAACAGGGGACGAAAAUUGUUGGGUUUAAGUUAAGUGUCACGAUUUAAUAUGUGACCAUGUUAACUGAUGCAAUAUCUAAUGCUAGCAUGCAGUUAGGACUCUGUGUCAGUUUCUGUCUUAUGAUGACAGCGAAACAAAGAGGUAUUCGUGAGUACUCUGGCUGGUUGCAGAUAUGGAUAAUCAGCACAAUGCCAACCCCAUUACUCAUCCAGGCUGACAUCAGUCGACCCCUACUUGAAAAUAUAUACAUCAAAAUGCAAAACUGACACAUGCAUGGCUGCAGGCAACAGUUUACCCACAUACUUGGGAGACUGAGAUGGCCACCCUGCCCUUUUGACAGUAUUCAUCAACAAUACAUCGUAUAAAGACACUAAAAAAACAUUACCCACCUUUGGAGAUUGUUUUAAAUCAAUAUUCUGUGACUUGGGUCAAGUUCAGACAGGCCACUCUGGUUGCAACCUUGGCCUCAGCUUAAACCAGCACCUUGCCUAACCCUAACCUGAGGCUGGCUUGAAGGGGAGGAGGGGUGGUGGUAGUUGGUGUGUACUUGGGUCAGAUCCAGUCAGGCCAUUCUGAAUGCAACCCAGGCCUCGGCUGGUAAACUUAGGCCAUGAAAAUGACCAAGUUCUUGCAUGGGGAGAGCGGGGAACUGUCACUGAAGGUUGCCCUUGUUUUUUCCUCAUCCAUAUUCAAAAAUAAUCUCAUUCACACAUCAAACAUCUUUGUCCACAUGAAAAUGCAAAAACACACACUGUAAAAAAGCAGACAACACAUACGAUACCUACUGGACCAAAUUAAAACAUAGAUAUUGAUACUUCAUUUUGAUACCCCACCACCCAAAUUAAAGGCAUGAAAUUUGCAUGGUUUAUGUGUUAGGUUACACCAGUCUCCUUUUCUUAUCCCAUGUUCAAUUGGCAUCUUAUAAAAAUAUUUUUGCAGAUCAUUUACAAAUCCCAGACAGCUUUUAUUCUCCCAUGGACUCUCAACACACUUUUUCCUCUCAAACGAAUCAAUUCAGGCACCAUUUAGGCACCAGCUGUAUAAAAAGUAUGAACUUAGCACCGGUAUCACAAAAACAAAACAAAUGAUACCCAACUCUUGGAAGUUUUUAGAAAGGUGUGUUCAGUGACCUAAAACCUGGUUUUUAUGUGUACAGAAGGUCAAAAUACAGAUAAAAACCUUUGUUUUAGAACAGUGGUUCUUGACUGGUCUGGUCCACCAGCUCUCCUUAUCAGUAAUCAUGAACCAAGUUAAGGAAAAAAAAAUUAAGUGUUUAAAUUAUUUUAAUAGAAAAUGAUGCUGCUUGGACUGUAAACAGAACAGAAUACAGUUGAACACAUGCAUACAUUUCAUACUGACUUUUACUCAGAUAUUUUGUACAUUUUGGCAGUUUCUUGAAGAAUACUACACUAUCUUGGGAAAACCAGCAGUGUGACCCCAAUAAAAUGAUUAAAUAAGUAUUGAUAAAAUUACUCCAAUGUAUUUUCUAUUGAGAGAGAACCAAGUAAAAUAAAAAGUUUGGGUGUGUGUCCACUUAGUCCGUCCGUAAAUCCUGGACUUUAUACACCUUUUUCCUCCAGGAAGUUAUUCGUGACCCACUGGAAAGAGCUCCGUGACCCACUUUUGGGUCCGACCCACCACUUGAGAACCACUGUUUCAGAAAAUUCCCGCCUUCAUGUGGACAAGGCUUUAGUGCACUAAGUCCGUUAUUUUCAGAUGCAUUUUUCAGGUCCGUAAUCCUUUAAAAAAACCUCACACGCUCAGACCUUAACACACUGAGUCUGAAGUGUUUAUUUUUGUAUUCACUGUGAAAAUUUGUCAAACGUGGCGAAUGACUUUAAAGAGGAGAAGGCGGUGAAGAUGUCUCUGACUUUCUUGGAGAGAUGUAGCACAACUUCUCAAUUCAGUCUGUGUUACGUGGCUGUGAGCACAUAUUGCGGCCUUUAUCUCUUAUAAUUAAUGGUUGAUAUCCACAUAAAACACUGGUAAAUCACAGUGUUUAAAGUGAGGUUUCAGCAUGAGUGAGCAGGGAGCUGCAGCCAAUGCGACCAAUCACCUAUCAUCUAUUUGAAUGGCUUGGGAAGAUGCAAAAGACUGCACGAAUUGAACCUGUUCCAGAGGUUUCAGCAGCAGUAUUCAAACAUGAUUAGCACAACACAGAAUCGUUUUUCAUUUUUAACGUGCAGCAAAACCUGAGUGCAGGAUGGCAUUGGCUGCAGGACGCUGCAGAAAAAUAUUAAAGCAGCAAAAUAUGAAUAUGCAAGAAAAAUGCACUAUUUUAAGUAUCUUAUGCAUGCACAGGUGAUGACUUAAUGUGACCUCAAAUUAAAGAGAAAAAAGAAAAAAUGGUCGGUUUUAAAUAUUCCAGGGUGGCCAACCCAAGUUUUUUCAAUAAGUGGGAAGCACUGAUAUUUUAGACUCCUAAAUAGAUUAAAGAGAUUGAAUUAUCACAAAGAAAGCCUGUUGUUGUGUAAUGCUGCAGCCUAGGAAAGGUUUGAUAAGAGGCCUGCAGCUAUUUGUGCCUGGGGGAUGCCUCACAGUUUAUUCCAUCCAUGCAGGCAGACACAGUUUUCUGAGAAAGACUUACCGUUUUAGAAUGAGAGUUUUUUUUUUUUUUCAUAAAACGGAUAGUGUCUAAAAUAUGAUCCAACAAAAGACCCUUUAUUUCCCUGACCAUAGUAGUUUAAUAAACUCUUUCAUAAUUUAUUCUGCAGUUCAAGGUGUGUUUAAAUAUAAAGCCAUGCUCAGUGGUGGCCAGAUGUCUCUUAAAAAGAGCCAGAAAGUUAAAUGUCAGCAUUUAUGAAAGGAGUGAUGACCAAAUCUCAGCCUAAAAAUGGAGGUCCAUUUCCUCUAGGACACAUUUUGGUGGAUAUUUUAGCAGCAGACCACUUCUGGUGUCUUUUCAAUUAUGUACUGUACAUGUAUCUUUACCGUUCAUGCUUGUGUGUGGGUUAUAAUGAGAGAACAGCCUUAUUCCGAAGCCUCAACACACAUCUGGCUCUAAUAAAGGAGCACAGCUACUGGCCCUGGCCUGUGGCCCCGGUUAUCCUCCUCCUGCAGAAACAAUGGCUGUAUUCUCAGCACAGCCUCCUCCUGGGAGCGUUGACACGCACACAAACUUGCACAUUAGCACUCCCGCUGAUGUUGAUGCCACGCAGCGUCUUACUCAGCAGCCGUAAGCAGAGGUUUGGUCAGGCAGCAGCUCUCCACUUAAACACAACGAUUGAGCCUGAACUUAAACCGCUCAUUUGAACCCCAGAAUGGAAGAAGAACGACACACAAAGGACCUCUUUGCCAGCAAACAAGCCAUUACAGAGGCCUCUCUACUCCUCACUAUUUUCACCUCUCUGUCCUCGCUCCAAAAGUGUCUCCUUUAUAAAAAACAGCAGCAAGCCAGUGUUCAUGAUCCCUGCUGUCCCUCCAGGAACAAGACAGCCUCUUUAAGUAAACAGAGCUGCUAAAAAAUCCCCACAGCGAUCCGUCAAGACGACCGAGGCUGACUUUCUGCCUCAGAUAAGAACAUUUUUAGGCACUUUUGUCCCUGAUUUUAAUUCCUGGAUCUCUAAAUAACCAUGCCUGUUUACUGCUUAGUAUUUAUAUGAAAGCAGAGCCAACAGAUAUAUUUAUGUUGUUUUCAACGACGUCUAUUAUUAGACUGAUUUACAUAUUUGCUGUUUUGCUGAGACGAAGACAGGCAGGUUUUUAAAUGGAUCCUUUUUGAUCUUAAGAAUGACAGGAUGCUAUGGCUUCUGUUUUUUAUUCAUAUUCUUUUAUUUAUUUAUUUACAUAUACUUUUAAAGCUGUAGUUAAAAGCAGAUGGCAUAACAGGUACAUAUGAUCAAAAUUCAAAUAAGUAUUUUGAUAUUUUGGGAAAUGCACUUAUUCACUGCACCGAUGUGUUCUGUUGGAUUAAAGAGGCAACUUCAUAUACUGAAAAUGAAGCUGAUGCAGGUGUGGACACGGACCCCAAAACAUAAACAUAGAUCUCAGACGGGUCCUCUCAAGGACUGAUCCUGUGAGACACCAUCUCUGUCAGAAUGGAAGUGCCACAAUUUACAGUACAACAUAUUUACACUUUUUGAUUUUUUAAAUUGAACUUUAUUCAUGAAAUAACCACAUUAAAAACAUUACAUACUUAGCAAUAUUUCCUAAAUUAAACAGAGAAAAGAGUCAGAGGUCAAACCAGGGGGGUAGAUUGUUCAAAAAUCUGUUUUAGAAGUAGAUAUGCAGACAGUGGCUCACCUUGGUUUCGUUAGCUUCAGCUAACAUAGCUACAUGAGCUACAUAGGUAACUUUAAGCUAGUGUAGCUAAAUCAGCUUUAGCAACAUGAGCUUAAGCAAAUAGCUAUGAAGCUUAUGUAGCUAACCUUAGCUUUGUAGCUCCAUUAAUACAUCCUUGAGCAUUGUGAGCUUUAGCUAUGUAGCUAUGGAGCUAUGAGAUCUAUGCAGCUAAUGGACCUAUUUAGGCUAUUUUUGCUUCCUAUUUUAGAAGUAGACAUGUGAGCGAUGGCUCACUUUUGUUUCAUUAGCUCAAGCUUUAGCUAACAUAGCUACAUUAGCUAUGUAGUAUUGUUAGUAUGUAAUCCAGUGUUGCUUAAUCAGUUUUAGCAAUGUGAGUUUUAGCAAAUAGUUACAUAGCUUAUGUAGCUAAUGUUAGCUUUUUAGAUAUGUUAAUAUAUCUUUGAAUAUUGUGACCUUUAACUAUGUAGCUAUGUUAUCUACAUAGUCAACAGAGCUACAUAUGCUCUUGCUACCGAUUUUAGAAAUAGGACAGUGGCUUGCUUUAGCCUUGUUGGCUUUAGAUAAACCAAAUAUAGCUACUCUAGCUACAUAGUGUACCUCACUGCAUAAGCUAGUGUAGCUAAAUUAGCUUUAGCAAUUUGAGCUUUAGAAAAUGUAGAUAAAUGUAACAUGGCUAUGUUUAUUAUGUAGAUAAUGUAGCUAAUGUUAGCUUCACAGCUUUGUUUGUACAUCCCUGAGCUUUUAGCUUUAGCUACCUUAGCUACUUAGCUACAUUAUCCACUUAGAUAUAUUAUCCACGUAGCUUACAGAGCUAUGGAAGGAACAUAUUGUGUGUGUAUGAUUGUUUUCAUGUAGGACAACCUUUUUUAAUGUUUUUUCAUAUAAUAAAAAUAACGC